Molecule: messenger RNA, 1286 nt
Organism: Hippopotamus amphibius kiboko
Lineage: Eukaryota; Metazoa; Chordata; Mammalia; Artiodactyla; Hippopotamidae
Product: AP-3 complex subunit sigma-1
Exons: 1
Coding region: 117-698 (193 amino acids)
Biological process (GO): Golgi to vacuole transport; intracellular protein transport
Cellular component (GO): membrane coat; intracellular membrane-bounded organelle; AP-3 adaptor complex
Source: RefSeq, a predicted model, not a curated record
GGGAGGGGGCGGGUGGGGAAGGAUCGUCGGCGAGAUCCUGAGGCGAGGCGAGGCGAGGCUCGCGUGCCCGCCCCCGCCCUGGCCCGCUGCUCCCACCCGGUCGGCCCGGCUCAGCCAUGAUCAAGGCGAUCCUCAUCUUUAACAACCACGGGAAGCCGCGGCUCUCCAAGUUCUACCAGCCCUACAGUGAAGAUACACAGCAGCAGAUCAUCAGGGAGACAUUCCAUUUGGUAUCUAAGAGAGAUGAAAAUGUUUGUAAUUUCCUAGAAGGAGGAUUAUUAAUUGGAGGAUCUGACAACAAACUGAUUUAUAGACAUUAUGCAACAUUAUAUUUUGUCUUCUGUGUGGAUUCUUCAGAAAGUGAACUUGGCAUUUUAGAUCUAAUUCAAGUAUUUGUGGAAACUUUAGACAAGUGUUUUGAAAACGUCUGUGAACUGGAUUUAAUUUUCCAUGUAGAUAAGGUUCACAAUAUUCUUGCAGAAAUGGUGAUGGGGGGAAUGGUACUGGAGACCAACAUGAAUGAGAUUGUUACACAAAUUGAUGCACAAAAUAAACUGGAGAAAUCUGAGGCUGGCUUAGCAGGAGCUCCAGCCCGUGCUGUAUCAGCUGUAAAGAAUAUGAAUCUUCCUGAGAUCCCAAGAAAUAUUAACAUUGGUGACAUCAGUAUAAAAGUGCCAAACCUGCCCUCUUUUAAAUAAAAAAUUUAAAAGGCCACUCCCAGGUAAAAUCCAGGGGGAAAAGUCAUCUAAGUUUACCAUGCAGUUGUUUACCAAAAAUAGAGGAGGAGAGUCUUAACUUUUGCUCUUGGAUUUAAGUCAAGGUACUGUAUAGAAGUUAUGUAAAAUCAGUAUGAAAGUUCAAUGUUGCUUUUCUUGCUCAGUGAUUUUGAAGAAAUUGAGUAGUUUCAGUGUGAUUUUUUUCUUUAUUUUCUAAACUGCAUUCCUAUGGCCACCUAAGGCAUGCCUCUGUGUAUGGGCUACUACAGUAUUUUGAAAAGUGUUUGGGACAUUUCUUUAAAUUAUGUACAACCCAAAAUGUUGGUGUUUUGUAUGGAUCACAAGUGCAGCAUUCCUUAAUUCCUUCUGUUAUUUGUCACAAUUGUUAUUUAAAGAACAAAGUAUGUAUUGCAUGAAAACAUUAUGACCUUUUUCUCUUAGUUUAAAUAAACUCCAAGGUAACUGGACUUCUAAAGCACCGUUCUGUUUGCCUGAUACCUACUUUAGCAAUAAUUUUUUUUACAACCCUCUGACUCAACAAAGUAAAUAAAAGUAUAUUUUAUCACUGUU